CUUAACCUAGUCUACUAUAUAGCAAACAAAGCUGAUCAGAUUAGUCAAUAGGACAUAAAAAUAAAAUUUAGACAUAGACAGCUAAUUAUGAAGAAAUGUGGAAUCAUGUUUGAGGUUGCCAUUUUCGCUUAAUUAUAUUAAUAACUCAAUAUGUUUUUUGACUAAAGGCAUGAUAACUCAAUAUGUUCCAAAAAAAAAAAUUGUCACAACUCUUUCUCUUCUUUAAAUACGCACAUACGAUUAAUGUCCCACAACUUAUCAUUCCUUUUAGUAACGAAGACUUUUUCAUAUCCUUACAUGAACAAUGACGCUCGCAAUCAAAGAUUUCUUCGUCCCUCUCCUCUUCUUCUCUUCCAUUGCUUCGGCAGCUACCGUCGAACAUGUUUUCCAGGUAUUUACUUUUAAUCCACUCUCUCCUUUUGUUAUUCUCUAUAAGAAAUAACGGGUUAAACCUUUUUUUUAGAAACAUUUUUGCCAGUUAGAUAAUUGCACAUAUAUCCAGCGGCGGAGCUACGCUAAUGGAGAGGGGGGCAGCUGCCCCAGAUAAAACAAAAUAUUUAUCCAAAUCGUUACGUAAUUAACCAAAGUUUCACUACAUCACCUUGUCUUGUCCCCGUUGAAAUUUUCUUCCUGCCCUCACCAAACCUUCCCUCAAGCUUCACAUCUCACCAUUUCAGUUUUUUUUUUUAAUCUCAUAUUUAUCAGUUGUAAUAAAUUAUUGGUACUUUCCUAUUUUGCAUGUACACUAAUAUCCAUGACAAAAUAUUCAAUGCAUUUUUGUAUUUUAUUUAAAGAGGUUUAUUCAGUAACUUUCGUUGUUCAAUAACUAUUUUAUAUAUUUUUUAUUGAUUAACUAUUUUGAUGAGAUAAUUAUGUUUUUAUUAUUUUCUCAUGAGUCAUGAUUAGGUUAUUUUCUUUACAAAUACCAUAUACAUUUUUUAUUAAAAAUAUUUAAGUUAUAUGUUAAAUCAUAUAAAUAAUAAAAAUAUUUAUUUAAAAUACCAGCUGUUUGUCACUUUAUUUAAUAAUAAAUAUUUAUUUAUUUAUAUAAAUAAUUUAUUUAAUAGUAAAUAUUAUUUGAAAAAAAAAUUAUGCCUCCUGUAAAAAAAAUUUCUGGCUCCGCUACUGCAUAUAUCAUUUCAUUGUAUCUACUAGCCUCUUUUUGUUUUCCCUGGCAAAAAAUCUUACCGUUUUUUUUUUUGGUAAAAAAAUAUUACCGUAUUUGCUGGAUCUAAUCUAAGAGACGUAGUAUAUAUAUGAAUAUUUCCAUAUAUAAAUGGAAGAACCCAAUUUUACGUGCCACUCAUUAAUAUAUAAGAAGAUGAUUAUUGGUAGUCCCAACAUUGGUCCUUAGUAUUUUUGGUGUGGAGCUCACCACAUUUUUUUUAAGAAUUUUGCUCAAAUGUCCCUAAUUAAGAAACAUUCCAAAUGUUGUCAUGUCCCUAACUGUUUGUGGACCCCACUAACACGUGGCGGUCGGUAAUUGGUUCAUCAUUUAAUUUUUUUUUUAAAUAAAAAAAAAUUAAAGACCAAAAAAUGUCCCAGCCGAUAAUCAUGCCCUAACGGAAAAUAUUAACGACGUCUGACAAUAGGUCAAAAACGUGGUGGUGAAACCGUUGUGCAAGGAGCAAAUGAUACCGACUGUUAACGGAAGUCUUCCCGGUCCAACUAUAAACGUUAGAGAAGGCGAUACUCUCGUGGUCCAUGUCAUCAACAACUCAACUUACAAUAUAACCAUCCACUGGUAACAUAUUGAUCUUGAUAUUAUUUCAUCACAAAACAAUGAGUUUUUAUUUUAUUGUCUGAUCAGUAAGAACAAUCUGUUUAUGGCACACAAAUAUAAUAAUCUAGGCAUGGAGUGUUCCAGCUGAAAAGUCCAUGGAUGGACGGUGCGAAUAUGAUAACUCAAUGUCCGAUUCAACCACGUAAUAACUUCACCUAUCGAUUUGAUAUCACCGGGCAGGAAGGUACUUUGUUAUGGCAUGCACACGUCGUUAAUCUACGUGCCACACUUCAUGGGGCUCUAAUCAUCCGUCCUAGAUCAGGUCGUCCUUAUCCUUUUCCUAAACCCUACAAGGAAGUUCCCCUCAUUUUUGGUAAGAUUUUUGUUGUUGUUUUUUUCCUAAUUUCCGAAUAAAAUUAAGAAACAAAAACGGAUUUUUUUUUUUUUUAGAAAAUUCUCCGUUUCUUAUUCUUUCAAUUAAUUCUGCCUUUAUUUUUUUUAAUUUUUUUUAAUUUUGCCUUUAUAGUUUCAAAGUAUAAAUAAUAAGAAUUAAGAAUUAAAAUUGUAUGAUGAUAAAUUUGAUAAAUUUAUUUAUCACUCAAACUCAGGCAAUGGCCGAUGAACUUUAUUUUUAUACUGAAUUAUGUAAUAACAAAAUAUUUGUAAGCAAAUUUAUUUAUUUUAAAUGUAUUUAAACAUAUUUUGUAUUUUUCAAACUGAUUUUUGGGGGAUAAAAUAUAAGAGAGCGUGUUGAUGUUAGUAGUAUGACUAGGUUGGUUUGGAUUUUGUAAAUAGCAUAUAAUACUUCUUUUUACGCCAAGCCAAGAUUUUCUAAGAAACAAAAUCUUUGUAGUUAUCAAAUACUGACAUAUAUUAUUAUCCUGUUACUGAAAGUGUUAAUUAAUUUGUUUGGGAAAAAUGAUUAUGCAAGAACAAUGGUGGGACGUAAAUAUUGAACUUCUCAAUUUACAGCCAGCUCCUAUUUGCGAUGCCUACCUCAUCAAUGGGCUCGCUGGAGAUUCAUAUCCUUGCUCUAAGAACAGUAAUACUCAUUCUUUACGUAAAUCAAAAGAUAAAAGAACCGCUUGCAGAAAAAUUGAUGGGUUUCUUUUUUAUCGGCGUCGGUAGGAAUGUUUAAGCUCAAGGUAGUACAAGGGAAAACAUACUUGCUAAGGAUUAUAAACGCGGCGCUCAACACUCACCUCUUCUUCAAAAUAGCUGAUCACAACGUGACAGUUGUCUCUGUAGAUGCUGCCUACACGACACCUUACGUUAGCGAUGUGAUGAUCUUGACGCCGGGACAAACCGUCGACGCACUUCUCACCGCCGACCAGCCUAUCGGCAUGUACUAUAUGUCGAUAAGCCCUUACAUUAGUGCUAACUCGUUAGCACCGGUCCCCCCUGGCCAUGAUAUUAGAAGCUUAAUAGUCUAUGAGGGUGCCAAGUCGACAGCAUCCCCAUCGAUGUCGUUGCUGCCUUCAGGGACGAAUGCAAUACCCACCGCUCAUAGGUUCUCCUCGAACAUCACUAGCCUCGUGGGUGGACCCUACUGGACGCCAGUGCCUGAACACGUGGACGAGAAGAUGUUCGUAACCAUGGGGCUUGGCUUAGACCCGUGCCCUCCGGAAACCACGUGUAAUGGUCCGUUAGGUCAGCACAUCGCUGGUUCUUUCAACAACCGUACUUUUGUGAUGCCAGAAACGAUUUCACUCCAAGAAGCCUAUUUCUAUAAUAUCAGUGGAGUAUACACCGAUGACUUCCCCGACCAACCUCCCAUGAAAUUUGACUAUGCUAAUUUCAGCGUCCGUACAGAGUCUGACUACGAAAUGAUGUUUCCGGAGAGAAAGACUAGCACCAAGACACUCAAAUUUAAUUCUACAGUCGAGAUAAUUGUGCAAAACACUGGGAUAAUCAGCCCAGAGAGCCAUCCCAUGCACCUUCAUGGCUUCAACUUUUAUGUGUUGGGUUAUGGAUUUGGUAACUAUGAUCCCAUCCUCCAUGCAAGAAAUCUAAACCUAGUUAACCCGCAGAUGCACAAUACCGUCGGUGUACCACCAGGUGGAUGGGUUGUUUUAAGAUUCAUAGCCAAUAAUCCUGGUACAUGGAUGUUCCACUGUCACAUGGAUGCACAUUUACCAUACGGAAUUAUAAUGGUUUUCAUAGUUGAGAAUGGACCAACUCCGGAAACAAGCUUGCAGCCUCCACCGUCAAAUCUUCCACAAUGCACUCAUGAUCCGACAAUCUAUGAGUCGCCGACCACUAACGUUGAUUUGUCUUCCUAG
Molecule: messenger RNA, 4005 nt
Organism: Brassica napus (rape)
Lineage: Eukaryota; Viridiplantae; Streptophyta; Magnoliopsida; Brassicales; Brassicaceae
Product: laccase-9-like
Exons: 2
Coding region: 2854-4005 (383 amino acids)
Molecular function (GO): oxidoreductase activity; copper ion binding
Source: RefSeq, a predicted model, not a curated record